AUGGCUCUCGUGUCAGAAAUCCUGGAGCGUGCAUCGGCCACAUCCAACUAUGCUAUCUACAUCCUUCCUUCUCUCUUUCUGUUGUAUCUCGCACAGCAGUACUUCCACAAUGGGCUCCAUCGUUACCCCGGCCCAGUACUGGCCAAGUUCACAAAUCUAUGGCGUUUCUUAGAUGUCCGCAGUCGACACUCUGAAGUUACCCAUAUCGACCUGCACCGCAAGUACGGCGAUGUCGUCCGACUCGGGCCAAACACACUGUCAUUCUCGUCUCCAAGCGCCAUCAAGGUGAUCUACGGCCUCAACAAAGGCUUCACCAAGUCCGAAUUCUACCCUGUUCAAAUGACAGUCUCAAAGGGUGAACCUCUUCCAUCCCUCUUCUCAACCUUAGACGAGGGCUUCCACGCCAAUCUCCGCCGCUCCGUCAACCACGCCUUCUCAAUGUCCUCCCUAGUCCAGUACGAGCCCAUGGUCAAUGAAACCAUCGAGCUCUUCCUCAACCAAACCGCCGCCCUCUUCUCAACCCCCAACCAAACCUGCGACUUCGCCCGCUGGCUGCAGUUUUUCGCCUUCGACGUCAUCGGCAGCAUCACAUACAGCAAACGCCACGGCUUCAUCGAGAAAAACCAGGACAUCGACGGUAUCCUCAAAUCCCUCGCCCGUAUCUUCGACUACUCCGGCCCCGUGGGUCAAAUGCCUUGGCUGGAUAAACUCCUGUGGAAGAACCCAGUCUUCGACGCACUCCAGAAAUGGGGUCUUGCUGAUAACUCACAUCCUGUAGCAAUCUUUGCGCGCCAGCGCUUGAACGAGCGCAUGUCUUCCGAUACCUCCUCAAGCACCAAGAUUUCAGAGUCAGGCUCUGAUUCAAAAACGGAAAAAGAAGACCUCCUCACCAAAUUCAUGAAGGCAGGCAAAGACCGGCCCGACUUCAUGACGGAAAAGCGUGUCCUCACAAUGGCCGUAUCCAUGGCCUUUGCCGGCUCCGAAACAACCGCCAUCAGUCUCGCCGCCGUCUUCUACUACCUCCUCAAGAACCCGGCGUACAUGGCGCGUCUCCGCGCCGAACUCGAUUCCGCUGUCGCCGACGGCAUAAUCGAAAAUAGACCCACUGGGCUUGUCUCCUGGUCCGAGUCCCAGAAACUGCCUUUCCUCGAUGCUUGCAUUAAGGAGUCGUUCCGGAUUUGUCCUGCAGCCGGGUUGCUGCUUGAGCGGGUUGUGCCGAAGAGUGGGAUUGAGAUUGCGGGCGAGUUUAUCAAGGGAGGGACGAUUGUGGGGUGUAGUGCCUGGGUGAUGCAUAGACGGGAGGAGAUCUUUGGGCCUGAUGUUGAUACAUUUGAUCCGGAUCGGUGGUUGAGGGUGGAUGGGGACACGUUGAAGGUGAUGAACGGCACGAUGUUGCAGUUUGGGGCUGGGGCGCGGACGUGUAUUGGGAAGAACAUUUCCCUUAUGGAGGUUUAUAAGCUCAUUCCGAGUUUUUUGAGGAGGUUUGAUGUGCAACUGGCGUAUCCGGAUCAGGAAUGGGAGUUGUGGAAUGCCUGGUUCGCCAACGACCGUGCGGGUCCGGUGAAGACCCGUAGUCGCGAAGGAUGCUCCGAGUGCCGCGCGAGUCGGGUCCGCUGUGAUACCAAGAAGCCGGCCUGCACUAGAUGCGCGGAGCGAGGCCUUACUUGCUCUACGAAGAUCGCCCUGAAAUGGGAGUCGGAGUUUGCGAGUAGCGGCCGGGCUUUUGGACGAGCUGGAGUUUGGAGUAAAUCCAAAGGUGCCAGAGACCAGCCGUCGACACCAUCAAUGUCCAGUCUGAAUGCUUCGCCCCUUGACGAGCAAGAAUGGUGUGUCUUUCCGCGGGUCGAGCCAUGGAAUUUCAUCAAUAGUUCGACGAACGCGUUUCAGCUGCCGUGCCGAGUCAAGCCCACAGACGAUGACCACGCUCUCGUUAGAGCUGGGAAUAGUCGGCUAAUCCCUGCCUCUCAUGGGAUGGAAUCAGUGAUGCUGCAGUUAGCGGAGCCAAUGCCGUCUUUAUCAAUAUUUCCGCACUUUGCUGGGAAUAUGCAAGGGCAACUAUUCGAAUACUAUGUUCAACGGAUUUGUCCGAGAACGAUUGCAAGUGCGAACGCUCCGUCUCCACUAGCUUCUAUAAUCAUACCUUUUUGCUCAACGGCAUCUGAAACCGUUUCUAAGGCUGUCUUAGCUUUGGGGGCGUGUGCUUUAGCUCAAAAUGACCCGGCGUACUGUGCCAUUGGACUUCGCCUCAAGUCCGAGGUUAUACGUGGGCUUCGCCACAACCUGACGGCCGCUGGACCGCUAGUGUCGUCGACGUAUCCAGAGCUACUGGUUGUCAUGAUGCUUUUAUGUCUUUACGAACUUGUUGAUCACUGCGACGAGCGUUGGAUUGUUCACCUGAAGGGUGCCAAAGAGCUCAUACGUCUCAGACGGCAGCAAGCUGUUUUACCCGCUCCGGGGAAUGAUGAAGUCACGUCGUUUUCCGAGAGGUUCUUUGCCUUUCAGGAUAUCAUGGGUCGCACCGCUUGUGGCAAGCAAGCCCUGUUUGGGGCGGACUACUGGCGGCACAACGAACACAAAAUUGACCCUUGGAUGGGAUGCAGCCCAGAGCUGGUUUCAAUACUGUCAGACAUCACCGAGUUGAGCAGAGCUAGGCGUCAAUUGCGUUCGGGCUCGGACCAAGUGGCACUGUCAUUGAAAGCGGCGAAAUUGUGUCGCGGGCUGGAGGGAUUGGCCCAGGACGAGGAUGGAGGAGAUGAAGCCCUCCAGAGGCUCGCAGAGUUGAAACGACUUGCCGCAAUACUAUACCUCCACUGUGCAUUGCACAAUGCUUCACCAACAACAGAUUUGGUGGUUGGUUAUGUCAAAAGAAUAUUGAGACUUGUUUCGGAAAUGCUUGAUGCGGGCUCCUGUAUCGGCCUGUCAUGGCCUGUCUUUGCUGCUGCUGUUGAACUCGAUCCGCUCAAUGACGAGCUCUGGAAGGAUGACGACAGUAACACUGUGUGCGGGCGGCCACUGGUUUUACGCGCAUUGGCUGCCAUGUCGGGCUCGAACAUCUUGAGCGUUGCCCGCACCAGAGCAGUCAUUGUGAAGGUGUGGCAGGGCCGGAUCUGGCGAGCGAAUAGCAUGGCACCAUCAAUGACUUCCUCCACAGUUUCUCAUAGCACCCCUUCUCAUUCAUUCGCGAGUAACCUCAGCGAACAGUUGUCUCAGCGGUCUGAGCUGGAACGGUCUGAGUUGGGUGAAUCAGGCACCCAGACCGACUCUGCAGGCGACAAACCAGGUUUUCUCGUGCGCCCGUCACCAAAAGCACGUUCCCUAUCCGAUGCCUCCAAACCUUCUACUUCUCUUUCCCCCAUCGGUGGUGAAGAGCGUCCAUCCAGCAAGGAUGACUCUGCCUUACCAUCCGCCCCUCAAACGCCACGCCGAACCCCCACAAAUGGCCCUCCCAUAAACCUACAAUCUCUACCACCGAAAGUUUCUACGCCCGCAUCUUCCUCUAGUCGCACUCCUCUCUCGCCGAAGCUUGAUCCCUCCCACAUAUACAGCGGCUCCCCAGGUUCGGUUCUACCUCGCCGCUCCCGUGGGCUCGACUUCUCUCGGGCGUGCACGAACCUACAUCACUCGAUUUUGGCAGAGUCUUCACCAGACUCAUCGCCAACGGUGGGUGGUAGAGGUGUGGCUAUCCCGCAACGUCGCGGAUCGCAUGGUUCUACCUCAGUUCCUCCGUUCUCGACGUCCAACCCUGCCGAUCGAAAUACAAUCUCGAGUUCCAUGUCAAGCGUUAAUAUGAUGGAGUCGGAUACUAGCAGCAGUGAGGAGGAUGAUGAACCGAUGCUCGGAGAUCGAGAUGAUAUCAUAAUGAACACUCCCCAAGCAAAAAAGUUGGGCCCAGGGUUCAACGCGUUUGGCGGCGGGAACGUACCCAGCCCCGGUACAGACUGGAUGGGUAACUAUUCUCAGGCAGCAGCAAGCUUAUUAAGCUUUCAACGCGCUCGCUUUCGCAAAGGACGCAGUAGACACAGUUCCAGCAGUGCGAGCGGGAAUAGUUCUAAGCAAAGCCCGGCUCCCUUGUCUCCACCAGUUAUGAAGAGCAUAGAAAACGGGAACGGGAACGGAUACUUUGGCCAUAGGAAUGGCGGCCCUUCUCGGCGGGAAAGCUUGAGCAUGGGAACGCGUGAUCUGCGCCUAUCGGAUAUGAGUGACGAUGGGGAGAACCGGGGCCCUCGUGGUCAUAGUCCAACCGCCGCAAAAACCGAGGGUAGCGGCCCUCUAGGGGUUAUUAGGCGUGCUGUUACCAGGCGGGGGAGCUUGUUGCCAAAAACAAAAACAUUCGCACGCAUCCGAGCGGCUCUCAUGGAAGAAACAGCGCCCAUUGACAGUGAUGCGAAGAGGGAGGCUGAAGUAAUUCGCCAAGUGCGUGAAACUGAACCAGAUAUGCCCCAAACAUCGCCGGUACUGUCGUCUUUCUCGUCACCAAAUGCAUUCGUGCCACCCGGGUUAGGGGAACAUGACGAAGUAGCAGAAAGGCCUGCUACAUCCUUACCUGAUGAGCCCAGCUUCAGCGACCAGGCUAAUCGAAAUUCUGGUGGCCCUGAGUUCUGGAACUCUUUCGAUGAACGUUAUCGUACUCCGCCACCACCUCCACGCCCACACGCUGCCUCCUCAGUGUCGGAGGAAGAUAUAACGAUGGAUAUGACACCAUCAAAUACUGCCGAGUUUGUUAAACCUGGCGAACGACCCGCGUCGCGUGCUUCAACUCCGCUCCCUAGCCAGUCAGGUGUGAUUUCAGAAUUACGGAGAAAGCGACGACGAGAGGACGAUUUUGAUCCUAAUUUGUUCAAACGAAGAGCCGUGUCUCCCAGCAUGAGCGCGCAGAGUAGUCCAGUCAUGCCCAACUCCCCGGCAGUGACAGACCAGGGGCCUAAUAUAUGGGGUCCGCCAAAGUCAAACAUCGGCCCACUUUUCAACGAUCGACCGGAGACUGCUCCUCGGAAUAUACCAACCACCCCUCAUUCUGGGACCUUGAAGAGAGUGGGCAUGCAGGGCAUGAAUGAAGCGAGCGAUGGAUUCAUGAACAUGAGCAUUGAAUAA
Messenger RNA from Aspergillus versicolor CBS 583.65, 5091 nucleotides. RefSeq lists its product as uncharacterized. Gene Ontology annotation, cellular component: site of double-strand break. The coding region runs from base 1 to 5091 and encodes 1696 amino acids. Gene Ontology annotation, biological process: regulation of DNA-templated transcription. Gene Ontology annotation, molecular function: oxidoreductase activity, acting on paired donors, with incorporation or reduction of molecular oxygen; zinc ion binding; DNA-binding transcription factor activity, RNA polymerase II-specific. NCBI's taxonomy places the organism in Eukaryota, Fungi, Ascomycota, Eurotiomycetes, Eurotiales, Aspergillaceae. The transcript has 6 exons. The record is from RefSeq and is a predicted model, not a curated record.